Molecule: messenger RNA, 504 nt
Organism: Trichoderma aggressivum f. europaeum
Lineage: Eukaryota; Fungi; Ascomycota; Sordariomycetes; Hypocreales; Hypocreaceae
Exons: 1
Coding region: 1-504 (167 amino acids)
Source: RefSeq, a predicted model, not a curated record
AUGCUGAGAGAUUUUAAAAUUCUCUUCUCCGCAGAGCAAAAGACCAAAGACGAAGCGAAGCCGAGCUUCCCUUCCAAUCUUUUCUUCUCGACAAAGCCCGUCCCGUUUGGGCAACCGGAGCUGCAUACGGUACGAAUCCCGCGAGGGCGGCACGGUAUCGCCCUUCACGCCUCGUUUUUCUCUCGUCUCACCCAUUUUCCAAACGAGAACGCGAGCCAUGACCCGUCUCAUGCGAAUUCCUUACUCGUACUGUACAGCAACGCACUAACCAGGCACACACAGCCAAGCCAAGCCGCCUCCCCGACCGUGUGCAGACGCCACAAAGAGCGAAAAUUCUCAGCUGCGGCAUCCCCCUGCAAACUCGGAGUUCUGGGCCCGCCCUCUGAUGCCAUCUCCGCCUCGCUGUGCAGACGAUACAGUUUAUCUCGUCCCUGGCCCGUUGAAGCCCAUCGUCGUGUCAACGCCAUGGUCAAAUCCUCUUCCGCGCUCUCCUCUCAACCGUGA